AUGUCGGCAGCACCAAUCAGCGAGUCCAACUCGCCCGCCUCGACCUCGGCGUCCCCCAUCGCCUCGUCGUCAAAACUGGUGCCUCAGCCGACGCCCAAGGCCAAAAAGCAGCUCAUCGGAUGGCAGCACUCGUUUGCGGGAAGCCUGGGAGGCAUGGCCGGUGCCAUUGUGACUUCGCCCUUUGAUGUGGUCAAGACGCGUUUGCAGUCUGACCUCUUCAAGACACCUGCACCCAGCCCCGCUGCCGAGAUCAUGCGCCACGAGGCCGAGAUGGUGGCCAAGAAGGUGCCGCAUCCUAAAGGCGUCAGCGGUGGCCUGUACCAGUUUGUCGACACCAUGUUCCUCAUCCGCAGGAUAGGUAUCGAAGAGGGCUGGCGUGCGCUGUACAAGGGUCUUGGCCCCAGCUUGACCGGUAUUAUCCCCGCACGAGCCACCAACUUCUACUUCUACCCCACGUCCAAAGCCUUCCUUGCCCAAACGUUCCCCGACGCUCCCACCACCAAGGUGGGCCAGACUGCCGAGGACAGCCCGCUUGUCCACCUCGGUGCUGCAGUCGUGGCCGGCGUCAUGACCUCCACCCUCACCAACCCCAUUUGGGUCGUCAAGACCCGUCUGCAGCUGUCGGCGCGCAAGCGCUCGGCCGGCAUCCCUCGCCACUCUGCCGUCGCCAUGACGAUGGACAUUAUCCGCAACGAGGGUGUUCGCGGCAUGUACCGCGGUCUGUCCGCGUCGUACCUCGGUGUCUCGGAGGGUGUCAUCCAGUGGGUGCUCUACGAGCGGUUGAAGCGUGUCGGACGUACCGACGCCAUUCACUACGAUGACGAGCGGACCUCGCUGCUCUCCUGGGUGGGCGGCAUUGUCGGUGCCUCUGGCGGUGCAAAGGCUGUGGCCUCGCUCAUCACCUACCCUCACGAAGUGAUCCGUACGCGUCUCCGCCAGCCUGCCGUCAACGGCGUCAUCAAGUACACCGGCCUCGUCCAGACGCUCAAGCUCGUGGUCAAGGAGGAAGGUGUCGCGAGCCUGUACGGCGGCCUUACCGCCCACAUGUUCCGCGUCGUCCCCAACGCGGCCUGCAUGUUUCUCAUCUACGAGCUCGUCGCCGCCCGCCUGGGCUCGUAG
Messenger RNA from Apiotrichum porosum, 1119 nucleotides. RefSeq lists its product as uncharacterized. Bases 1 to 1119 code for a protein of 372 amino acids. Gene Ontology annotation, molecular function: pyrimidine nucleotide transmembrane transporter activity. Gene Ontology annotation, cellular component: mitochondrion. Lineage: Eukaryota; Fungi; Basidiomycota; Tremellomycetes; Trichosporonales; Trichosporonaceae. Gene Ontology annotation, biological process: pyrimidine nucleotide import into mitochondrion. The transcript has 4 exons. The record is from RefSeq and is a predicted model, not a curated record.